Messenger RNA from Psylliodes chrysocephalus, 2470 nucleotides. NCBI's taxonomy places the organism in Eukaryota, Metazoa, Arthropoda, Insecta, Coleoptera, Chrysomelidae. The record is from the annotation of a GenBank genome assembly.
AUGUGUUCGCGUGGAGUGUAUUUGCCCACGACCCCCGAUGAAUUGGGUGUUGUUAAUGCACCUAAUUUUCUCAGAGUUAAUUCAUUCGUGGACGACGAUAAAGGACCUGAAGGAAAUGAAAGUCCAACAUUUCAAGGAAAUUCCUCAUACCAGGGUGGACAGGCAGAAUUACCGAAUGAAAUCUCAGCUCCGUACGAAGUUCCCCAAUUUCCCAUUGAACAAAUAGAAAAAAAAUUGUUUAUUCAACGACAGCUAAAUUACAAACAAUUAGAGGAUAAACGUAGUCACUAUGAACCAUCACUUAAGGGUGCUGAAGAAGUCGAUGAUCUCGAUGAACAUGAUCUAUAUGUGCCACAUUUCCAAAGAGUAUCAAUUUCUGGCGAAGACACGAGUGGGGUACCUCUUGAGGAUUUGGAAAGAGCAUCUAAACUUCUUAUACAAUCUCUGGAAAUAAGACAGCGAUACAUGGAAAUGUCAUAUCAAAAUUUUUCGACCACUGUAGCUAGAUUUUUGGAUCCAAUGAGGGCUCAAAAACAUCAUGACGAAAAACAGUCAAUUGAAGAUCGAGAAUAUGCAGAGUUGCUGUUAAGAACUGCAAGGACCUCGUUCGAUGAUUCUAUUUUGAAGAUUUUGACUAAAGACAAUGUAGAGGAGAUAAUAAAAGAUGGUCCAGAUGUUAUUCAAUUUACUAAUGAUUUUUAUACUAUGUGUAAUAUGAUAGCUGAUGGACCACUCAAAUCGUUUUGUUAUCGUCGUUUGAGUUACCUUUCAUCGAAGUUCCAACUGCACGUCCUACUCAACGAAUUAAGAGAACUAGCAUCGCAAAAAGCCGUACCACAUAGAGAUUUUUACAAUAUAAGAAAAGUCGAUACUCAUAUUCAUGCUGCAUCUUGCAUGAACCAAAAACAUCUAUUGCGAUUCAUUAAGAAGACUUUAAAGAAUAAUGCUGACGAAGUGGUUUCCAUUACUAAAGGCGUACCGAUGACUUUGCGUCAAGUAUUUCAGUCUAUGAACCUUACAACUUACGAUUUAACAGUGGACAUGCUCGAUGUCCAUGCAGAUCGUAAUACCUUUCACAGAUUCGAUAAGUUCAAUGCCAAAUAUAAUCCGAUAGGAGAAAGCAGGCUUAGAGAGGUAUUCUUGAAAACGGAUAAUUACUUAAAUGGUAAAUACUUCGCUAAUAUAAUAAAAGAGGUAGCAAGUGAUCUGGAAGAAUCGAAAUAUCAAAAUUCAGAACUGAGAUUAAGUAUCUAUGGAAAGAGCAGAGAUGAAUGGGAUAAAUUAGCUCAGUGGGCUAUUACCCAAAAUGUUUAUUCUGAUAAUGUUCGCUGGUUGAUUCAGGUUCCACGUCUUUUCGACAUCUUCAAGCUGAAUAAAGUACUAAACUGCUUCCAGGAGGUUAUCGAUAAUAUUUUCCUUCCUCUUUUCGAAGUAACAGCCAAUCCGAGCUCCCAUCCUGAACUCCACAAUUUCUUGCAGUACGUGAUUGGUUUCGAUUCUGUUGAUGACGAGAGUAAACCAGAAAGAAAUCCUUUAUUUGACAAGGAUACUCCGACUCCGGAAAAAUGGACCGACGAAGAGAAUCCAAACUAUGCUUAUUAUUUAUAUUAUAUGUAUGCGAAUCUAACAGUUUUGAAUCAUUUCAGAAACGAUAAAGGUCUUCAUACAUUUGUUCUUAGACCGCAUUGUGGCGAAGCUGGACCGGUACAACAUCUUGUUUGCGGUUAUAUGCUUUCUGAAAAUAUUUCUCACGGUUUGCUUCUGAGAAAAGUUCCAGUUUUGCAGUAUCUUUAUUAUCUCGCACAGAUUGGUAUUGCAAUGAGUCCUUUAUCUAAUAACAGUUUAUUCUUGAAUUAUCAUCGUAAUCCUUUACCAGAAUAUUUAGCAAGAGGUUUGCAGGUUUCGCUAUCUUCUGACGAUCCUCUUCAAUUUCACUUCACCAAGGAACCGUUAAUGGAGGAGUACAGUAUUGCCGCUCAGGUCUGGAAACUCUCUAGUUGUGAUAUGUGCGAAUUAGCUAGAAAUAGUGUUCUGAUGUCGGGCUUUUCUCAUAAAACCAAACAAUAUUGGCUAGGUCCCAACUAUACUAAAGAAGGAGUUGCUGGUAACGAUAUAGCGAGAACUAAUGUACCAGAUAUUAGAGUCGCUUUUCGCUAUGAAACUUUAAUUGAUGAACUAUCUAAUAUUUUCAAACCUCAGCACCAAAACAAACAGAUUUUAAUUACUUAAAUGAAGCCAGUCCAGGGAGGUAUUGACUUUAAAUUGAGAUUCAGACCUCACGACAUGCGGGAUUAGUUUUUAAACAGAUGUAAUUUAGAAUUUGCCUUAAGAAUAUAGGUAUAGAAACUAGGGCUGAUCUGAAUAAUUUUAGAUACAAACUACUGGGUUUUUAAAUAAAAUAUUUUUAUUCGUUUUAAAAAUACGUUAAUACGUUCAUCAUUCAUUGAAAUGAGUUCUGCAAACAGGCGAA